GCCGAUAGAAGAGCAGAGCUUGGUAUGAGAGCCGACGACGCCAAGCGAACGCCGUUGGGGAGAAAAGUCCUCGUCUUCUCUCUCUCUCUCUCUUUCGCACUUGUGCAAAUGGUUCCGUUCUUUGUUUGGAGCUAAAUCUCGGCUCAAACAUUUAUUCUUUCUUCAUCGGAUAAAGUUGAACCGGAUCCGUAAUCGAUGGAGGAAGAGAAAGGUGCGGUUGCGCAGAGCUUAAUUGAUGUAGUGAACGAGAUUUCGUCCGUUUCCGAGUACCGUACAACGGUGAAGAAGCUCUGCAGUAAUUUGGCGAGGAGGUUGAAGCUGCUUGUUCCGAUGUUCGAGGAAAUCAGAGAGAGUAACGAGCCGAUCAGUGAAGAUACGUUGAAGACGUUGGUCUCCUUGAAGGAAGCCAUGUCCUCGGCCAAGAAUCAUCUUAAAUUCUGCAGCCAAGGCAGCAAGAUUUAUCUGGUCAUGGAGAGGGAACAAGUGACAAGUAAAUUGCUGGAGGUUUCAGUUCAAUUAGAGCAAUCUUUGAGCAAGAUUCCGUAUGAGGAUCUUGACAUCUCCGAUGAAGUUAGAGAACAGGUUGAGUUAGUUCUCAGCCAGUUUCGGCGAGCCAAAGGAAGAGUAGAUGCAUCAGACGAUGAACUGUAUGAAGAUCUUCAGUCACUGUGCAUCAAAAGCAGUGACGUAGAUGAUUAUCAACCUACCCUGCAGCGGGUUGCUAGGAAGUUACAUCUGAUGGAGAUUCCUGACCUAGCUCAAGAAUCAGUGGCUCUGCGCGAAAUGGUUGCUUCGAGCGGUGGUGAAAGCAUUGAGGAGAUGGCAAUGGUACUUAAGCUGAUUAAGGAUUUUGUGCAGAUUGACACUGACAAUAGCGAGGACCAGAGUGCUGGGGUAAACUCGAGUAGCAAUGGGCAAACUUCUACGGCUGCUAGUCAGAAGAUACCGGUGAUUCCUGAUGAUUUCCGCUGUCCAAUAUCUCUGGAAAUGAUGAGAGAUCCAGUUAUCGUUUCAACAGGGCAGACCUACGAACGCACCUGCAUCGAGAAGUGGAUAGAAGCUGGGCAUUCGACAUGUCCAAAAACACAGCAGGCGCUAACAAGCACAACCCUCACACCCAACUAUGUUCUCCGAAGUCUGAUAGCUCAGUGGUGCGAGGCCAAUGAUAUCGAGCCUCCAAAACCUCCGAGCAGUUUAAGGCCCAGGAAAGUAUCAUCCUUUUCCUCCCCAGCAGAAGCAAACAAGAUCGAAGAUCUUAUGUGGAGGCUGGCUUACGGAAACCCUGAGGACCAACGAUCUGCAGCUGGAGAAAUCCGCCUCCUUGCAAAACGAAAUGCAGACAACCGUGUGGCCAUAGCUGAAGCUGGAGCCAUACCUCUUCUCGUUGGCCUCCUCGCAACUCCUGAUUCUCGUAUCCAAGAACAUUCGGUAACAGCUCUUCUAAACCUCUCCAUAUGUGAGAACAACAAAGGAGCCAUUGUCUCUGCUGGAGCUAUCCCUGGUAUAGUUCAAGUGCUCAAGAAAGGAAGCAUGGAGGCUAGAGAGAAUGCAGCGGCCACACUCUUCAGUCUCUCCGUGAUUGACGAGAACAAAGUGACUAUUGGUGCCUUGGGAGCAAUCCCACCGCUCGUUGUACUGCUCAAUGAAGGUACACAAAGAGGCAAGAAAGACGCGGCUACUGCACUUUUCAACCUCUGCAUAUAUCAAGGAAACAAAGGAAAGGCCAUACGCGCAGGAGUGAUUCCCACAUUGACGAGACUCUUAACAGAGCCCGGAAGCGGAAUGGUCGAUGAGGCGCUUGCCAUUCUGGCGAUUCUCUCGAGCCAUCCCGAAGGGAAAGCAAUCAUAGGAUCAUCCGACGCUGUCCCGAGUCUAGUGGAGUUUAUCAGAACUGGAUCUCCUAGAAACAGAGAGAACGCUGCUGCGGUUCUAGUCCACCUCUGUUCUGUUGACCCACAACAUCUGGUCGAAGCACAGAAACUCGGUCUUAUGGGUCCAUUGAUUGAUUUAGCCGGAAACGGGACAGAUAGAGGGAAAAGAAAAGCAGCUCAAUUGCUUGAACGUAUAAGCCGUCUAGCUGAACAGCAGAAGGAGACGGCAGCACAAGCACAAAACACAGAAGAAGCUGAACCAACACAUUCAGCAUCCACCACAGAAGCUGCUGAUACUUAAAAGAGUUGUUUUUGCUUUGGUCCCUAUGGUCUUUUAUUAUUCCCACUUUUCUUUUCUUUUCUUGUCUCCUACUCGGUCUUCCUUCGAGGUAGGCUCCAAUGUAGAUGGCAAAAGCAGCAAAUGGCUUCCUUGUCUGUCCGACAUGUUUUAACUUUAUGGUGUUACCUCUGCAAGGACGGAGCUAUCCGGUCCUGAGGAGAGAACAGCAAAUAUGCAUACAUACACGUCAACUUGUAUCAUUGUAACACUUCAAUGUUUGUAAUCGUUUCCACCAGCUUUAUUGGUUUUAAUACAA
Molecule: messenger RNA, 2467 nt
Organism: Brassica rapa (field mustard)
Lineage: Eukaryota; Viridiplantae; Streptophyta; Magnoliopsida; Brassicales; Brassicaceae
Product: U-box domain-containing protein 13
Biological process (GO): protein ubiquitination; cell surface receptor signaling pathway
Molecular function (GO): ubiquitin-protein transferase activity; protein binding
Source: RefSeq, a predicted model, not a curated record